CAUAGCUGUCUGUCGGAGAACGAAAAUCUCGGCUUCUCUCUCUCUCUCUCUUUCACUCUCGACUCUCGAGACUGGAAUAGAAAUUCCAUUAACACGAUCGAUCAACUACUAAAUUAAUCUCCUAGAAAUCUGUUAGUACAAAUCUAAACUGUUUUACGGGAGCUCUCUCUCUGGUGUAGAUUUGCUUCCACUGUUUCUACUGCUUCUGUAGCGUGUGAGAAUCGUAGUAGAAAGAAAGAUAUAGAGGAAAGAUUUAUAUUUCCUUUUUUUCCUCUGUAUUUUCUUGAUUUUUGUCGUUUUUUUCCUGUAUUUUGGGGAAAAUGCGGGAUUUGUUUAAUGGAGGCGACUGGAAGUUGCGGUGGAAGAACAAGGAAAGCAAUUAGAAUUCUUAGAUUUGCUAUUAGGGCUCAGAAGCCUAGCUGCAAUGCACGGGUUCAGUAGACUCGGUAAUGGAAGGGCCAAUGGAGUAAGCCCUCCAUUGUCGACGACGCCUUCGCCUCCUUCGUCACCAAGAUUCCGUCACAGCCGGAGCAAGAAUGCGAGCUUUGGCAGCCGCAGCCCGAAGCUGCACACUUUUGCUGAGCGGCUUGUCUACAUCGUUCUUUCUGCAGUUUACCGGAAACGCGGUGUUCUGCUAUUUGCUCCGUUGGUUUACAUCUCUGGUAUGUUGCUGUAUAUGGGUUCUUUGAGCCUUGAGGUCGUUGCACCGGUUGUCGUUGUCAAACCGGCUCCGCCAGGUUCUACCUACCGUAGUCCUCAAGUUUUUGAGAAGCUUCGGCCUUUUAUGCAGGACGAUGGCAACCAUAGCUCCAAUGCGUUGAUGACUGCAUGGCAUGUAAAGUCACAUCAAAGUUGGAAGCAUUGUGUCAACCAGAGUAUUUCUCAAGCAGGUUACUCGGAAUUGCCACGGUCCAAUGGUUUCCUUAUAAUUGAAGCAAAUGGUGGUCUGAAUCAGCAACGACUGUCGAUUUGCGAUGCAGUGGCAGUGGCAGGAUUACUAAAUGCUACGCUUGUCAUUCCAAUGUUCCACUUAAAUAGUGUUUGGCGGGAUUCCAGUAAAUUUGGAGACAUAUUUGAUGAGGGUUUUUUCAUAUAUGCUUUGAGAAAUAAUGUGAAUGUCAUCAAAGAACUUCCAGAAGAUGUACUUGCACGGUUUGACAAUAACAUAAGCAACAUUGUGAAUUUAAGGGUUAAAGCCUGGUCUAGUCCAACUUACUACAUACAGAAAGUCCUGCCAAAACUGUUGCAGAUGGGAGCUGUUCGUAUUGCACCCUUCUCUAACAGGCUGGCUCAAGCAGUUCCUUCAAGUAUCCAGGGUCUUAGAUGCUUGGCCAACUAUGAAGCAUUAAGAUUUUCACAGCCUAUAAGAACACUGGCAGAAAAAAUGGUUGAUCGGAUGGUUAAGAAUAGCUCCAUGAGUGGUGGGAAGUAUGUAUCAGUGCAUCUCCGGUUUGAAAAGGAUAUGGUUGCAUUUUCAUGCUGCAUAUAUGAUGGUGGUGAGGAAGAGAAACGAGAAAUGGAUAUUGCUCGAGAACGAGGUUGGAGAGGCAAGUUUAAUAAAACUGGUCGAAUAAUAAGGCCUGGAGCAAUACGAAUGGAUGGAAAAUGUCCAUUAACUCCAUUAGAGGUGGGAAUGAUGCUUAGAGGCAUGGGGUUUGACAAUACAACUUCAGUUUAUAUUGCUGCUGGAAAAAUCUAUAAAGCGGAAAAAUUUAUGGCUCCACUUCGGCAGUUAUUUCCACUCCUAGAGACAAAGGAGACACUAGCUUUGCCAGAGGAACUUGCUCCAUUUAAGGGUCAUUCAUCUAGGUUGGCUGCUCUUGAUUAUACCGUAUGCCUUAACAGUGAAGUAUUUGUCACAACUCAAGGUGGCAACUUUCCUCACUUUCUGAUGGGGCACAGGCGCUACUUCUUUGGUGGACAUGCAAAGACGAUAAAACCCGAUAAGAGGAAAUUAGCAUUACUAUUUGACAGUCCAAAUAUCAGGUGGGAGUAUUUCAAGCGCCAGAUGCAAGAAAUGCUUCAUCACAGCGAUUUAAAGGGCAUUGAAAUGAAAAAACCUAGUAGCUCACUCUACACCUUCCCCAUACCAGAUUGCAUGUGUAAACAAGUAGAACCAGGAAAAUCAGAUAGAAGCACGCCAAUCAUUAUAUAACUUGGAAAAUAUAUACCCUGUUUUACUGAUACAUGUAAGUUAUUCAUCAUUUGAUUGGUUGUGAAAUUAUUAUUUUUUCCCAUGUAAGUUUUGGGAGGGUUGUCAAGGUCUUUAGUAGGUUCAUUACCACUGUGACUAUUGUAAUUAGAUAGUCCAUUCUUUGUAUAUGACACGUUAACUUGACUCAUUAUGAAUUAUACAAAUUCUUUCUAAUGUUAACUUCA
This is a messenger RNA of Nelumbo nucifera (sacred lotus), 2379 nucleotides long. RefSeq names its product O-fucosyltransferase family protein. The record is from RefSeq and is a predicted model, not a curated record. NCBI's taxonomy places the organism in Eukaryota, Viridiplantae, Streptophyta, Magnoliopsida, Proteales, Nelumbonaceae.